AUGCCGAUUCUGGCAAGUUGUUUGAGCGCGCGCGUACGGGCCGACAUCGAUACGAGGACGGAGGAUUCUAAAGUGUCGCUGGCGGUAGGGGGAUGGCCACAAAGCGGCAGCUGCACGCGGAGGGAGAACCCAACCCAAUCCGAUGACUACCCCAACUGUGUAGUCACGCGCCGACUGGACUAUCCUGUGGGAGUCGCGAUUCUAGAUUCUCGACCAGGGCGACACACGAGGAAACAACACAAUAGAAGAACUCGUCUUCUAGAUAACAACCACUUAGAGAUAAAAAUACCUGUUAACUAUAUUGCCUACAAAUUAAAAUCGCUGACUGAUGGGCCCCGUUUCAUCGAGCCCAUCCCCAACGUGACGGUGGCGCUAGGACGAGACGCGUCGCUGCCUUGCGUCGUGGAAAACCUCGGCUCCUACAAGGUGGCGUGGAUCCACAUCGACCGGCAGAUGAUCCUGACCAUCCACCGGCACGUGAUCGCGCGCGUGCCGCGCUUCAGCGUCUCCCACGACAACCACAAGACGUGGCUGCUGCACGUGACGGGCGUCCAGCAGGAGGACCGCGGCUACUACAUGUGCCAGGUCAACACCAACCCCAUGAUCAGCCAGGUCGGCUACCUGCAGGUGGUCGUGCCGCCCAACAUCCUGGACGAGGCGAGCACGCAGUCGUCGGUGGCGGUGCGCGAGAACCAGAACGUGACGCUGACCUGCCGCGCCGACGGCUUCCCCAGCCCCAAGAUCAUGUGGCGGCGCGAGGACGGCCAGGGCAUCGCCGUCGACCGCCGCAAGAAGGAGUGGUUAGAGUGGCACAGCUUGCCACGACGCCCGCUGCCGACGCCGCCACUGCCAUCGCAAUCGUAG
Molecule: messenger RNA, 864 nt
Organism: Gryllus bimaculatus (two-spotted cricket)
Lineage: Eukaryota; Metazoa; Arthropoda; Insecta; Orthoptera; Gryllidae
Source: the annotation of a GenBank genome assembly